Molecule: messenger RNA, 725 nt
Organism: Eupeodes corollae
Lineage: Eukaryota; Metazoa; Arthropoda; Insecta; Diptera; Syrphidae
Exons: 3
Coding region: 7-621 (204 amino acids)
Source: RefSeq, a predicted model, not a curated record
UCACCUAUGUCACUAGUCAUGGAUAUUACAUUACUCACCACGAUUUUGUUGUUAUUCUUUACCAUUCUUGGAUCGGCAGAGAAAAUUCUCCGCUACAUGCCCACUGAGUUCAAGCUAUGGAGUGACAAUAUCGUUCUAAACUACUCUUUCGCCAUGGACAAAAAUGUGCCUUACGUCAAUGUUACCGCGAAGGUUCUUCAAGAAAUCAAGCAAUUGGACAUCCAUUCGACUGGUGACAUAAUUGGAAAAAAAGAUCCGUCAUACUUUUUCAGUUACAACACCACCUACAGUAUUUGUGAAUUAUUGGCCUGGAAAAGUGCAUCACCGAUUGGAAUGUUCAUCUUCCAAUAUAUGAAGGAAUAUGGAAAUCUUCCAGAUGGCUGUCCAAUUCCAAAGGGUGAAUAUGGAUUCCAUAAUAUUUGGCUUCCAGAAGACCCUCUGACAGCCACACUUCCAGAAAUAACUUUCGAUGUCAACAUUCAAGCAAUUGCCACCACUGUUGAUGGAUCAGCUGUCAACAAGCUAAUUCUAAAUGACUUCUGGAAAGGUGAAGGAACUAUCAUUGAUGUGCCUGCCGUCAAAAAGAGUGUUCUAUCUUUAAUUCCAAAGACCAUGGGAUAAACGGAAUGUUAUUUCAUAUAGUUUAAAUAAAUUGCAAGAGAUUAUAUUAUGAAAAUCUCAUUGAAGAACAAAACAAACCAAACAAAAAGUCAUAUCAAUCACAA